This is a messenger RNA of Megalobrama amblycephala (Wuchang bream), 3921 nucleotides long. RefSeq names its product CTS telomere maintenance complex component 1 (gene ctc1). Lineage: Eukaryota; Metazoa; Chordata; Actinopteri; Cypriniformes; Xenocyprididae. The transcript has 23 exons. Gene Ontology annotation, biological process: positive regulation of DNA replication; telomere maintenance via telomere lengthening. Gene Ontology annotation, cellular component: CST complex. The record is from RefSeq and is a predicted model, not a curated record. The coding region runs from base 164 to 3751 and encodes 1195 amino acids. Gene Ontology annotation, molecular function: single-stranded DNA binding; telomeric repeat DNA binding.
CUGGUCCACGUGACGCCACGCGCACUCGCAGAAGAAGAUCGGGCUGUUUCAGCGCGCGCAUCCCUUACACACAAAACUGGUUAAUAUUAGUAUUUAUUUGUGCUUAUAUUUAAUUAUAUUUUAUUGUGUCAGUGACAGCGGAAGUGUGUGUUUGUGUAGACGGAUGGAGGAGUUUCUAAAGCACUUUAAAAACCACAGCAGAGCGGAGCAGCGCUGGCUGUCGGAGGUGUUCGAGGGAGUGAGACAGCAGCUCCACCCGCUCAUCGACUCGUCUCUGGGUCUGUCUGUGGUGCGUCUGUCUCUGGCUGUGGUGUCUAAGGUCCAGAGAGCCGUCGGGUCAGACAGCUCAGAUCUGCCCGUCAGCUACAGGUUGGUGUCCGUGUCGGAGCUGACGCGAGAGCAGCGAACCGCCUGCUGCAGCAGCCUCAGCUGGAGCUCCGCCCACUACCGGGAACGAGCCAGGGGGGCGGAGCAAAUGCUGCCCAAUUACAAAGCACUCCCACGUGAUAACCUGCUUCUGAUUGGCUUCCUGUGUGACGGACGGGCCGCUGGGACGAGUGACGGGGUCUGGCGGGUGAGAGACGCCGGAGGGAGUGUAUCGUGUAUGAUGCUGAAGUCGUCUUGUCUUUGGUUGGGGAGGCUGAUGCUGUUUCCCACAUGGAACUACAUCCCCCAGAAUGCACCUGCUGCAGGUUACCUAGAGCUGAUCGACUCUCCAGUGUGCGUGACCCUGGAGGCCAUGGCCUUUGACCCUGGAGGAACCCUGAGCGAGGUCAUGAGUGUGACGCGGGCGGCUGAGCUCCUGAGGCAGAGGUGUAAGGAUCAGGUGUACGUGUGUGUCAGCGGGCAGGUGAGCGUCGUCUGUCCGCUGCUGCUGAUCGGUGGGAAACGCUUCUUCUGCCUCAUCCUCAGUGAAGGAGGAUCUUCAGUGCCUGUGUUCAUCACGGAAGCCAAGCAUCAGUACUGGAGGCAGUGUGUGUGUGUCGGCCAGAGCGUGUGGAUCUCCUCUCUGCGUGUGUGUUCCCUGCAGGGGCUGGAGGGGCGCUGUGUGCUGUCCGACAGCUGUCAGUCCCGCCUUCAUCCGCAGGAGAGCUCGGAAGAGCCGGAGACACACACAGACACCUCAGACGCACACACACACCUGCCGUCAGGCUCCGCCCCCGCGGUCAGAGUCAAACACUCCACGCUCAUCAGCUUUAAGGGCACAGUCACAAAGAUUUUGAACGCAGAGGCGGGGCUUUAUGAGAUUGACAGGCAGGUGGGGCUUUGUCUGGCCUAUCAGCCGGCUCAGAAGUGGGGCGGCGGCUUGAGGCCAGGGGCGGAGAUUCAGCUUCAUAACGUCCACUUUACGUACCACGCUUCCCCGUUCGCUCCGCGAGUCGUCUUGUGUGCGUGUCUGCGCUCCAGCGUGCAGAUCAGCGCCUUCAGCCCCUUGAGUUCAAAGGUCGAGGUGUCGGGGUCACACAGUCCGCUGCAGUGCCUCCUGCUGGAGAAGAAUCUGGGUGCGUCGCAGUAUCUGUGGCUCUGCUACUGCCAGAGCGCUGUGACAGAGAGGCUGUGUCCGCGCUGGGUGAGAGCGGAGCGAGUGUGUGUGGUCGCCGGGCGGCUGUUGGACUUUGUGUGUGACGCUGAACAGAAGACACAGAAAAAGAGAAGCAUUUACAGAGAGAUGAUACAGGAACCACACCAGUGCCCUGUUACCACGUACUGUGUGUGUUGGCCGUCUGUGGCGCUGUGGUCAGUGAAGCAGCUGAGUGAUUGGAUGAGUCGUGAGGUGUGGGCGUGUCUCUCUCUGCCGGCUCUCCUGCCUCCGUCUGCGGCUCACAUGACGGCGGUGGAGCUGAACGCGCCUCUGUCCUGGUCCGCACACACAGUCCCGCUGGAGCACGCGUCCUCGGAGCCGCUGCUGUUAGUGGGCGUUCUGGAGCUGGACUCCACCCGCGCCACACUGCAGCUCAGAGACCAGACGCUCAUGCUCGACUGUGUGUGUGUCCAAACCGGCCAAUCAGGAGCCAGAACCUCAGACGUCGACACAGCCUGGCAGGGCUGUCUAGUGUGUGUGCGGCAGUGUACUUUAGUCAUGGAAAGGUUCAUGAAGACACAUUUCCCUUCCUGCAAACAUCUGGAUCAGCCGAGUUACAUCACACACAAACACUGCAGGGUUUAUCUUCAGCUCUGUGUGGAUGAUCUGACCAUCAUCAGUCCAUCUGCUGCCAUGAGCCGCUGCCUGUCGGAGAGACGAGACCGUCCAGAGAAAUCCCGUGAUGGAGGGACGUCAGAAACCGCUAAGAGACCCAGAGCUGACGAUUCCGCUGACACUCGUACGUCCAAACGACCUCUGACCCCUGCGCCGUGCGUGAGUUUGCUCCUCAGGCUGGAGUCCAAGCAGGGCGUGACGCUCCAGAACGGCUCCGGCGACGCUCACGGACUGCAGCUGGGCUUCGUGUGCCGAGCCACGUGUCUGGGAGACGUUCAGCGCUGGGACAACGAUCCCAAGAACUGCAGGACGCUGGAGCGAGAGCGAGACGGAGACCAUCGGAAGAUUGAGUUGCACUUCAUAGGUUUGUGUGUUCGCUGGUUCCCCGUCCUUCAUCCUGGAUGUGUUUACAGAUUAAUCGCACUCAACACUGAGGAUGUGAGUGUGUUAAAAGCCAAAGGAGUUUCAGCGAGGGGCGGAGUCACACAGCUCAGUAGCCCCGCCCUCCUGCUGCAGCCGCAGUGGCGCAUGCACACGCUCACAGACGAGCUUCCUGACGCACAGUCAGGUGUUCCUGCGCUCAUGAGCGUUUCUGAAGUUCUUCACAGCAGCUCCGCCCCUGAUAUCGUCUCCUUUUAUGGAGUCAUUUCUCAGCGAAUCUCAUUACAGGAGGACAUCGGAACAAAACCAAAGAUCCAAUCACUGACUGCUGCUAAAGAUCCAAACACUGAAGAGGAUCUGAGGGUCCGUCUGACCGUCCAAGAUGCCGAAUGUCCAGGUCAGGUGAUCGACGUGUAUUUGGAUCUGUCAUGUGGUCCGUACACACACGGUCUGAUCGCCGGAGCUGCGCUUCAGAUCCAUCACGUUCAGCGGAAAGUGUCCAGAGCGUGUAACGUGUACUGCCGCUCUCUUCCCAUCAGCUGUGUGAGCGUCACUGAUCUGAGCUCAGUCCGUUCAGGGUCAGGUGCGUCUCAGUCUCCUCCUCCCAUGAUGCUCUUGGGCGAGUGGGCCAGGAUGCAGCGGGGUGUGGUGGGUCAGGUCAAAGGUCACGUGGUGCGUGUGCUGUCUCUGCGGCUGCAGUGGACGUGUUCUCUCUGCGGGAGCAUCUUCAGACAGACGUCCUGUGGCCGAACUCACCCACCAUGUGACUCGACCAGCGCAGUGUUUCAGGCUGAGGCGAAGGUGGUGGUGGAGGACGGUUCUGGUGAGGCUCACGUCUGGUUCUCGUCUGACACGGUCUGCGAUCUGCUGAUGUUGAAUGCAGGUCAGUGGGAGGGGCUUCAGAGGCACAUCAGGGUCAAAGGUCACGUGAAGGUGUACACACGCGGAUACAACAUGAUGUGUGACGACGACCCUGACGACUCUUUAGUUCAGUAUCUGAACUGUGUGUGCUCCAGCGGCGCCGUGUGUCGACAGAUUCACCUCACCUGCCGCAUACGAGCUCAGAGAACAGGGAAACCUCAGCUGAGGAAGGUUCAUCGAGGACAAACAGAAUUCAUCUGCAAAUUCACACCUGCACUGCAGUUACAAUGCCAACGCAUACACACACGCUAAACACACACACUAAUACGCACAACAUGACUCAAAUGCUGCUCUGUUUCACAUGUUUAAUGUUCUGAUGCCGUUCUUGUGUUCACUGAAUUAUGUUUGUUACAAAAUAACAGUAAAUAUUGUAACAUAAAACUCUUGUUCAGAAACAGAAAUAAAUUAUUUUUGAUUUAUUA